This is a messenger RNA of Cutaneotrichosporon oleaginosum, 994 nucleotides long. NCBI's taxonomy places the organism in Eukaryota, Fungi, Basidiomycota, Tremellomycetes, Trichosporonales, Trichosporonaceae. The record is from RefSeq and is a predicted model, not a curated record.
CUUGCCUUCCUCGCACCAGAGACCAGAGGCAGCAGGCACCUUGGCACUCGAUCUCUCUCUCUCUCUCUCUCUCUCUCUCUCCUCUCCUCACCAUCUUACUCUCCUCCCUCACCACCAUCUCCUCCUCCCUCACCACCUCAAAAUAAUGUCUGUCUAUACAGGAGCCUCGCGUGGCGAGCUGAUUGCAUGGCUCAACGACUUGCUCGCACCCCAGGUCGUCCAGAAGGUCGAGGAAUGCGGCAAGGGCGUCAUCCUCUGCCAGGUUCUCGACUCGAUCUAUGGCGACCUGCCCAUGUCCCGCGUCAAGUUUAACGCGCGUAUGGAGUACGAGUACCUCGAGAACUUCAAGAUCUUGCAAAAGGCCUUUGCCAAGCACAAGAUCGACAAGCCGAUUCCCGUCGGCAAGCUCGUAAAGUGCAAAAUGCAAGACAACCUCGAGUUCCUGCAAUGGAUGAAGAAGUUCUGGGACGCCAACUCGACUGGAGCGGCGUAUGACACUGCGGGGCGGGGCAUGAUUGCGUCGUCUGGAUCCAGCGCACCUGCGCCGCGCACGAGCACCUCUGCGCGCGCUCCCGCUCCCGCCCCCCGCUCCUCCGUUGCUGCUGCCGCUGGGGCACGCGCGCCUUCCGCCGCUUCAGCCGCGCAGCUGUCCCAGCUCAAUGCGCAGGUGCUUGAAAUGCAGGCACAGUGCGAGGGUCUCGAGAAGGAGCGCGACUUUUACUUUGCCAAAUUGCGCUCGAUCGAGCUCAUCGUCGGUGACCGCAUCAACUUUGAGCACAUUGACCCCGAGGAGCGGGAUACGCUUGCCAAGAUCCAAGAGGUGCUGUACCAGACCGAGGACGGCUUUGAGGUGCCAAACGAAGAGUUUGAGGGCGAGUUGGACGACGAGGAGACGUUUUAAAUGCGGGGAUUCGCCUCCCGCUGCACGACAUGCCGAUUAUUGUAAUGCCUAGAACGGUAGUGAGCGUAUGGACAUACAUGCGCGAGUGGGGAA